GGUAAAAUGCGAGACAAAAGGUCACGUGACCGACCGUUUUCGCGUUUUUUGUUUGUUUUGUUCUGUUCCAAAGUUGGUACAUUUAAUUUUUAAAAAGAUUUACCGUGGCGGAGCACGGGAUGCAGCUAGUUAAUAUAUAACUUUAACCAUUAACUUUGCACCUUCAAUAAUUGAAUCAAAUCUCGGCCCGGAAAUUGCGCUACUGCCGCCGUAUCAAAAUUGAUUCUGGUUUCCGUCAGGCAAAACCUAGCUCGCUAGCCAGAUUCUCAUUUGAAAAUCAUUCACUUCACUCAAAUCACCAUGAAUAUCGAACUAGUCUAGGAAUAAACGACCUGCUAUUGAUUAAACUUUUUCUCGUCACCAUCGACGUAUCUUAGAGUAAUUUACACUUCUUGGACAGGCUUAAGGUCUUGUGUAGAUAGAGUAGCCAUACAUAGGAGGACUUCACAGUAGGAAGUUUGUUUUACUAUGGCAUCCCUACCAGUACAGCUAUUUUUCUGGCCAGAAUCAUUCUUUUCUCAAAAGGCUCAGUUGGCGCUGGAAGAGAAAAAGGUCAAGUACAAGCAAACAGUCAUCUGCCUGCCUGAACACCAACAGACUGAGCCCUGGUACCUGCGACUAAACCCAAAAGGGCAAGUACCCAUGCUGAAGCUGGGCGACAAGUUCGUCACAGAGCCUGAAAAUGUCAUAGACACCGUGGAUAAACUCAAUAACGCUCCUGUGCUUGUCCCUGACCCCAGCACACCAGAGGGCAAGCUAGUGCAGGAAUGGAGGUCAAAGUUUAACAGCCUCAAUGUAGAAGAUUUGACCUUUGGUGUCUUGUUGCACCCUGAACUUGCAGUUGGUAAAAUCAAGAUGCCAUAUAUGUACAGAAUAACUAAGGAAGGAUAUGAAACCAUAAAAGAAGUUGCGAGGAUGAAUGCACUUCGAGACAAAAACCCAGACCUGAGAGAAGCCUAUGAUGACAAAAUUGAGAAAUUUAGAAACAAUCCCUCUAUUAUGCUAGACAAGAACUACAUUGCUAAACUGAUUGAUGGCCUUGAAACAUUGUUUGAUGAGCUAGAAGCCCAGUUAAGGAAAAGCAGAACUAAAAACAUCACCCAGCACUGGUUGUGUGGGCCAAAUUUUACUGCAGCAGAUAUUACCCUCUGUAUCCUUCUGGGCAGGCUCAUCAACGUUGGUCUCAUCCAGAGGUUUUUGAAAGCUGAGAAGCGUCCAGCCCUAAUCGAGUACUGGAACCAAGCCCAGCAGAGAGGAACCAUUAAGAAGGUUGUGUUGGGUCCCAAGAAAGGCUUGAUGGUGUACCUGGCCAAAAAGGCAAUCACCAAGGUAGCAAGAGGUGCUGUGGUGGCCGUGGGAAUGGUUGCAUUUGGCAUUUAUGCUUCGAACAAAUUAUUUUUUUAAAGUGCUGAAUGUUUUUUUUAUCAGUGGCUUGAGUUGUAUAUUUCUUAGCCAUGGGUUUACAAAUAUUGUAGAGCAAUGAUUUGUGGCGGGGAGUAAAAUAUCUUAUUUUAAUUGAUAAUUUUUUAGUGAGAAUAUAAUGUGGUUGCAUUCAAUCCGUUUAUAAAUAUGAUUGUUUUUAAUCAAAUUGCAUCAAUGUUAAUGUUAUAGAAAUUUGUGAUGACUUACAAAUUUUUUUAUGUAAUGCAAACAUGGAGUUGUGCAGUUAUAGAAUGUCGAAUAUUUAUUUUAAUGUACAAAAUUAUGUAACCACUGUGCCGAUUGGGCUUUCUGAUUGUAACAUUCGGUGUUCCUUAGUUACACCUAAACCAGAAAUGGUAAACUCUAAAUUUGAAGUUUAAAUUAAAUUUAAAGAUAAACUUUUCUACCUCUGAUCCUUGAACCUGAAAUGAGGAAAAUUUAAAAUGGUGUUUCUGUUUAAGGGCCAACACUGCCAGUAGGAGAGAGAUGUUAUAAAAUGUACUGUUUUUUUUUUAACUUUACCCUUGUUUACCCUGGUAUUAAAUAUGCAAUUUACUUUUUUCAUGUUUAAAAUAUGUUUAUGUACAAAGACAAUAAAUAUGGUGCUAGUGUGUGCCUUCUGCUAUUAAUUUUUUGUAAACAUUUAUCUGAGAAAGACAUUUUUAUUCUUAUUG
Molecule: messenger RNA, 2096 nt
Organism: Physella acuta
Lineage: Eukaryota; Metazoa; Mollusca; Gastropoda; Physidae
Product: ganglioside-induced differentiation-associated protein 1-like
Biological process (GO): mitochondrial fusion; mitochondrial fission
Cellular component (GO): mitochondrial outer membrane
Source: RefSeq, a predicted model, not a curated record